GAGGCGCACUGUGCGCUGGGAGAGAAUUGGGUUUACUCUAACACUUGGAAGUUACCAUAAUAAACGUGGGUGUUUUUAAAAUGAAGACAUCUUGAGGAUGGGUUGUUUGGAGUAAAAGUCUGCAUCAUCGCGCACGAAAGGAGGGAUUUUUCACCACCAGCUUGGAGUAAAAACACCACAAGUGGAGGACAGAAGAUCGGAAGGCAUGUCGUCGGAAAAACACGGUCUCGAUGACUCUGGCCGUCAGACCAUGCAGCCUCCUCCGUACCUCCCCGGCCCGCAAGACCCAAACGUACCUCAUCAUCCCAACAUGCAGCCUGCACCGGGCACCCAACCCAACUACCCUCCUCCGCCUCCUCCUCCAGGAUCAGAUGGAUAUCUUCAAGAAACCCAGUUCCACUGCGGCCCGCUGGGUCCCCAGGGGGCCCCGCAGGGCUACGCGGUCCAGACCCAAGGCCCCGGAGGCACCAUGCCUCACGCCCCUGUAGGAUACAUCCAUCCAGGUUACCCGCUUCAGCUGCAGCCCUGCACAGCUUACGUACCCGUCUACCCCAUGGCAUCGGGUCAACCCUACAUGCCAGCCGGAGGAGGCCACCCAGGGAUUCUACCGGGCCAGAAUUAUCCAAUGCAAAUGCCACCCAGCAUCACCCUAAUGGACCGUCGACCGCCACACGACUACCUGCCCAUCGCCGUGCUCACCACCGUCUGCUGCUUCUGGCCAACAGGCAUUAUUGCGAUCAUCAAAGCAGUGCAGGUGCGCACAGCGAUAUCCAGAGGGGACAUGGUGACGGCGGAAAUAGCCUCCCGCGAGGCACGCAACUUCUCCUUCAUCAGCCUGGCUGUUGGCAUCGCCUCCAUUGUGCUGUGCACCAUCCUCACCGUUGUUGUCAUCAUUGCCUCGCAGCACCACGAUGACGACUGGGAGCCGUAACUCCACGCAGCGUCAGACAAAUGGGAAAUCAUGGCA
This is a messenger RNA of Perca flavescens (yellow perch), 967 nucleotides long. RefSeq names its product proline-rich transmembrane protein 1 (gene prrt1). The record is from RefSeq and is a predicted model, not a curated record. NCBI's taxonomy places the organism in Eukaryota, Metazoa, Chordata, Actinopteri, Perciformes, Percidae. The transcript is spliced from 4 exons. Bases 206 to 931 code for a protein of 241 amino acids. Gene Ontology annotation, cellular component: membrane.